Molecule: messenger RNA, 1497 nt
Organism: Mucor mucedo
Lineage: Eukaryota; Fungi; Mucoromycota; Mucoromycetes; Mucorales; Mucoraceae
Exons: 3
Coding region: 154-1353 (399 amino acids)
Source: RefSeq, a predicted model, not a curated record
GUUGACAAGCAUUUAUUGGAUACCGUGUUUGGCUCGACAAAGAAAUUAGAGAAAUUAUUCUAUGCAAGCGGUAUCCUUCAAAAGAAUGACGAUCUUAGAAGGGCAAAAUUCUGCACCCGUGGUGAAGAAAUUCUACCUGCUAUUCAGAAAAAAAUGAAAGAUUUAAACUUUAAGAUAAAGUCAUAUUUUGUUGUGGCACAAACAUUUACAAAGCAUAUCCAACUAACAUUGCAUCAAGUUGUUCGACUGGCAUCCAAAGAUGUAGAAGCUGCAACCAUCAUUGUGGAAGAUGAAAUAAUACACAUCGAUGAUGUAUAUGACACCCUGUGUAAAGAAGUUUGGAAAGCUAUUCAAUGCAACUGUCACUUUGAUUACUGUCCCAUACACAAGGAUAGAAAAGAUAAAAUUUUCGAUUUCGAAUCAUCUCAUUCGUACAUCAGUAGUCGUCAAAAUUUGAAGCAAUGUAUAGUUCAGCUUUUAGGAAAAAAUAAGGAGCAUAUGGAUAUGAAUUCCAAAAUCAAGUUUAAUACCAACAAUGAAUGCGCUUGCGGUAUUUGGAUUCAUCUCGAUCUUGUUGUAGAAGCAGGUCUGCAAUCAAUCGCAAAAAAUAUUACAGCUAUCAUCGCAGCUUCAUUGACAAAUCAAGCGUUAUUCAAAUAUUACGAACCCAAGUAUCUUUUUGUGUUGGGAGAUCCAUUUAACAUGUCUUAUGGUUCAUCUAUUCAUACUGCAUACGCCACAGCCGUGCAAAGAGCAAUUGAUGAUGCUAUACAAUUAAAAGCAAACGAUACAGAAGCGUUUGUUUUUAGAGAUUCAAUUGAAAUAUUAUUGGAGACAGUUCAGGACGUUAAGCCAUACCUGUACGACAGGUUUGUUACUGGAACUUUGUGCCAGGUGCCAAACAGCACCUAUGGCGUACGGUUUAACUUUCAAUUUUGUUAUUCUUUCGAUCUUAUGAACCGCCGUGGAAAAAUUAAAAAGUAUGUAGAAGGCUGUUUUGAUUAUAUGGCUUGUAUUGUAAAAGGAAAACCAAUUUCAACAACGGGAACAAUGAUCAAACUUAAAUCUCAGGAAAAGAAUAUUUGGGCUGAAUUUAUUAAAGUGAAAAAAUUAGCUGGUGCAGAACCAGAAUUGUAUGAUAUGAUAGACCGAUCCUCAAUAGGGCCAUGUCACUAUUUGGAAACCGGUGGCACAUCACCCGCGGCCCAGGAUCUUAUUAUAGAAUGUAAAUUCAUCAACUAUGAUUAUUCUUUUGAAAUUUCAAUGAGACGAAUGGCCGACUAUCACAACUCUUGUGUGGAUCCAUUCAAACUGACGAUUAAGGGAGAACCAUUAACACUGGCUUAUAUCUAAGCCCCAAAAAGAGUAACUAAUAAACAUGUUAUCCGUCUGUAUCCAGGACGUUUCCCUAGCCAGUCUUAAAAUUGUAAAACAAACAAGAGUAUUGGUUUUUCUCACAGUCAUGCCACAUUCUUUUACCCAAAUUUCGUUUUUCCU